CUGGUCGCUGCUCCCUUCUCUGCGGCCUUCUCCAGGUCCUCUGCACGACCAGCAAAACAACCACGAUUAGAGCAAAGUCUACGACCGCGAAUCGCAUCAGAAAUACGGCACAGUAGGCUUGCACCAGCAGCGCGCAGUGUGUCUACAACGACAAACACAGCUCAAUCUGUGCCAGACAAUGUGUUGACCUGGGACCGAUUCUUCGACCUGCGGAGGAAACGAAGGUGGCUCAACUUGGUAUGCAGCGGGCUGACCUCAGGGGCCACUGUCCUAGUAGCAGCGCCUUUGAUUGCGCAGGCGGACUUCGAUAGCUGGGGAGCACAAAUAUCUGGACUGGAUCCAAUUGUAGUGCUAGGAAUAAGCACUUUCACAGUAGCCGCGGGAGGCUGGUUGUGCGGGCCCAGCUUCGGCAAUCUCAUGUUCAGUCUAUGGGCUGGACGAAGAGGAUGGAGGGCUGGCAUAGCAGAGAAAGAGAAGUCGUUUUAUGCGCGCAUCAAGCGCUAUCGAGCUGACGCUUCCGCAUCGAGCCCGCAGAACCCUAUCCCUGACUACUACGGCGAGAAGAUUGGAAGCGUGAAGGACUAUCGACGCUGGCUCAAGGACCAGCGAGCGUUCAAUCUGAAGAAGAACAAGAACAUGCUGUAG
This is a messenger RNA of Pseudocercospora fijiensis CIRAD86, 645 nucleotides long. RefSeq lists its product as uncharacterized. The record is from RefSeq and is a predicted model, not a curated record. Gene Ontology annotation, biological process: protein import into mitochondrial matrix. The transcript is spliced from 2 exons. NCBI's taxonomy places the organism in Eukaryota, Fungi, Ascomycota, Dothideomycetes, Mycosphaerellales, Mycosphaerellaceae. The annotation marks the transcript as partial. Gene Ontology annotation, cellular component: PAM complex, Tim23 associated import motor.